Messenger RNA from Ictidomys tridecemlineatus (thirteen-lined ground squirrel), 3129 nucleotides. It is a transcript of the gene Cdr2l, whose product is annotated as cerebellar degeneration related protein 2 like. The record is from RefSeq and is a predicted model, not a curated record. NCBI's taxonomy places the organism in Eukaryota, Metazoa, Chordata, Mammalia, Rodentia, Sciuridae.
CCCCGCGCCCCGGCCCUGAGCCGCGCCACUGCAGCGCCCGCCCACCGCCGCCGGCGGGGCCAUGCGGAGAGCCACCAGGAUGGAGGACUUCGCAGAGGAAGAGGAGCCCUGGUACGACCAGCAGGAUCUGGAGCAGGACUUGCACCUGGCCGCAGAGCUGGGGAAGACCCUGCUGGAGAGGAACAAGGAACUGGAGGAGUCCCUGCAGCAGAUGUACUCCACCAACGAGGAGCAAGUGCAGGAGAUCGAGUACCUGACCAAGCAGCUGGACACACUGCGGCACGUGAACGAGCAGCACGCCAAAGUGUAUGAGCAGCUGGACCUGACAGCCCGGGACCUGGAGCUGACCAACCAGAGGCUGGUGCUGGAUAGUAAGGCCGCCCAGCAGAAGAUCCAUGGGUUGACAGAGACCAUCGAGCGCCUGCAGGCCCAGGUGGAGGAGCUGCAGGCCCAGGUAGAACAGCUGCGCGACCUGGAGCAGCUGCGCGUGCGCCGGGAGAAGCGGGAACGCAGGCGCACCAUCCACACCUUCCCCUGCCUCAAGGAGCUGUGCACCAGCCCGCGGUGCGAGGAUGCCUUUCGCCUGCACAGCUCCUCCCUGGAGCUGGGCCCUCGGCCCCUGGAGCAGGAGAACGAGAGGCUGCAGACCUUGGUGGGAGUGCUGCGUUCCCAGGUGAGCCAGGAGCGGCAGCGCAAGGAGCGGGCAGAGCGCGAGUACACUGCGGUGCUGCAGGAGUACACGGAGCUGGAGCGGCAGCUGUGUGAGAUGGAGGGCUGCCGCCUGCGCGUGCAGGAGCUGGAGGCCGAGCUGCUGGAGCUGCAGCAGAUGAAGCAAGCCAAGACCUACCUGCUGGGCCGGGAUGACCACCUGGCUGAGGCCCUGCUGGCACCCCUCACCCAGGCCCCUGAAUCUGACGAUCCCCAGCCGGGCAUCGGAGAUGACUCUGGUGCCCAGGACGGUGUCUCCUCACCUGCUGCCUCCCCCGGCCACGCGGUGCGUAAGAGCUGCAGCGACACGGCUCUCAAUGCCAUGGUGGCCAAAGACCCAGCCAGCAGGCACGCAGGCAACCUCACGCUGCACGCCAACAGCGUGCGCCGGCGGGGCAUGUCCAUCCUGCGGGAGGUGGAUGAGCAGUACCACGCGCUGCUGGAGAAGUACGAAGAGCUGCUGAGCAAGUGCCGGCAGCACGGGGCUGGUGUGCGGCACACAGGCGUGCAGACCUCGCGGCCCAUCUCCCGGGACAGCUCAUGGAGGGACCUGCGGGGGGGCGAGGAGGGCCAGGGGGAGGCUAAGGCAGGUGAGAAGAGCCUGAGCCAGCAUGUGGAGGCCGUGGACAAGCGGCUGGAGCAGAGCCAGCCCGAGUACAAGGCACUCUUCAAAGAGAUCUUCGCCAGGAUCCAGAAGACCAAGGCCGACAUCAACUCCACCAAAGUUAAGACACACAGCAGCAAGUGACCCUUCUCUGGCCUGCGGCUUCCCCCGGGCUCCAGGCCAUGGGGUCCCUCAUGCCUGGACUACAUAGCCUACAGUGAGUAAGAGAGCCCUUUAGCAGCAAUAUAUCACAGCAGGUGGCCACUCCAGAGGGCCAGAGGAAAGGGGCCCCUCUGAUCUGGGAACACUGCAUGUUCCCCGUUGAUGGAACAGCCAACUCCUGCAGGUUCUUGGCCACCAGCUUCAGCCUGAACUCAGUUUCAAAGCCAAACAUUCCCCUCUCCACUGGGGUUUCCCCAGCUCCACUGGCCCUGGCUUCCAGACCCUGGGCCUCACUCUUAGAUCUAUGGCCCAGUUUCUGAAAGCCAUUCCGGAUCAGUUGGCUUCCCCACCCCCAAAGUUCAGUUUUUCUGAGAGAUUUGCAAUGCAAGGUCGCCUUGACCCCUUGCCACAACUGGAAACACUUGAAAGGGGACCCCCAGAGCCAGCUAUUGCUGGUUUCUGGGGUCUCCUGGACCACCCACUGCUUCUCGCCAGCCGUGACUCGCUGUCAUUCCCUUAGCACCAGCUGUCCCUACCCCCAGAGUCCUGAGCAGGUCACAGAUAGCCCCUGCCUUGCAGAGCAGAAAGGCUCAGCCAGGUCCUGAGUGUCCCCCACUCCAGCCCUGGCAAGGACCCCUUGCCCAUCGCAGAACUGUAGCCAAUCAGAAGAGGGGAAGAGGGAGCCCCUCAACAGCCAUACAUGAGUGGUACCCUGUUUCCCUCAGCCAGCCUCCUUGAGCUCUAGCCCCAGAAAUGCCUUCUGGGCAUUCAGCCUUCCAGGGGCCGGAUGGUGGAGAGCCCAUGUCUGUAUAUCGCCUCUGCCUCCCUUCUCUGCACCUGCCCCAUCUCAGGGACCAUGAUGUCUCAUUCACUCCACGCUCCCCACAGGCCAGCCUGGCACAGGUCAUACCUGCUGCCCCCAGAAUGUCCUGGACACGGGCCACCAGUGGCCCCAGUGUCCAUCCCCAUUCCCCUUCACCCGAGACUCUCACCGCACAUGAAGUCGUACUGAACUGGGUCGGGGAUGAGGAAUGAUUUCCCGCCCUCCCACCUGCAAAAUGCCUGCUCUUUACCUCCCAACUUUGUGGAGGGUGUUUGAAGCCCCAGCUGGGUCAGAGGUUCAAUCUUUUGGUUUAAGACUUCAGAGUCUUAGUCAAGUUUCAGCUAAGAGAUGCCCAGGUCCCCAGCUUGUCCUCGGCAGUCCUUCAGGGUUUCUUGUUCUUUAGUCAUCCUCCUGAGACCCUAGAAAUUGAAGGAGCCAUACAAUCCAGUGGAAGGCGGUGGCUCUGGCUUCUGUGCUGGGAGCCCAGAGGGAACCUUCAUGCCUUAUUUAUUUCUAAUGGGUAAAGGGGUUUCUUAACAAGCAUACCUGAUAUCCCUCGGGAUGCCACCUUGCUCUGGGCGGCACUGUGAUGUGAGCUGGCGGCUGGGUCUUCUGUUUGUGCAACUUGGAACCUUUUGUCUUUUGGGGCUGGGCAGUUCCUAGCCCUCCGUAUGUCUCUGUCAUCUGGGGGAAGGGGUAAGCUCUGGCCUGUUUGCUCCCCAGCUCUGUAGCCGCCGACCAGCGUCUCCUUUGAAGUAUACGUGAGAGAAAUAUAUUUACAAAUGCUUUAUUCUCUUCUUUAAUAAAAAAUGCACCAGUAUUCUAAAAAGCA